Messenger RNA from Schistosoma mattheei, 8958 nucleotides. The record is from the annotation of a GenBank genome assembly. NCBI's taxonomy places the organism in Eukaryota, Metazoa, Platyhelminthes, Trematoda, Strigeidida, Schistosomatidae.
GCCUUACUUAUUAUAAUGAACCUGGUCCAUUGGAAAUGAAGUAUAUUAUGAACGUGCACACCACACACACAUACGCACACACACAUGUACCUACACACACAUACAAAAUCUAGUAGUUAUGUAUAUUAAUGUAUAUAUAAUCUAUAUUUGAUAUAUUAAGAUUGGGUCUUGUGUGUCUUGUUUAAGUAGUAACACCAUUCUCCCAUAAGUAGUAAUAUUUUGUGAGUAAGCCUAGAUUUGAUUUGUUAACGUUAGUGUCUAUCAUCAAUUGGGGGGAAUAUACAACAACUUUGUUUCAUUCUUCAAUCAAUAAUAUUCAAAACUAGAUUAGGAGAAGUUGAACAACUCCUUUAAAUUAUAUUUUGUGAAAGGAAUAAUUGUAUUUUAUCCUUAUCUUAUCCUUUAUACUUUAUACCAAUAAUUAAAACAUUAAACUAUAUUGGAUAUUAAAUAUUAUUUACAUAAAUCUAUACAAUAAUACCCUACUAAUUAUAAAAUGGGUUGUACACUAUCUAAAGAAGAGCGUGAUGCUCUUGAACAAAGUCGAAAUAUAGAUAAAAAACUUAAAGAAGAUGGAAUGCAAGCUGCAAAAGAUGUGAAACUACUUCUCUUAGGUGCCGGUGAAUCAGGAAAGAGCACAAUCGUCAAACAAAUGAAAAUUAUUCAUGAAGGUGGAUUUACACAAGAAGAUAAUAAACAGUAUAAACCGGUGGUUUAUAGUAAUACCAUUCAAUCGAUGGUUGCAAUUCUCAGAGCAAUGAACACUCUUGGAAUUCAAUUCGGUGAUAGUGAACAAGGAUCAAAACUGACAUUGUGUUAUUUGAAAAUUCCACCUUUCUCUUUUAGUUUUCUUGAUGAUUUGGAUCGUCUUGGUGCUAAAGAUUAUAUGCCAACCGAACAAGAUAUUCUUAGAACUCGUGUCAAAACAACUGGUAUCGUGGAAGUACACUUUCAAUUUAAAAAUAUGAAUUUCAAACUUUUUGAUGUGGGUGGACAACGAUCGGAGCGUAAAAAAUGGAUUCAUUGCUUUGAAGAUGUGACAGCAAUUAUUUUCUGUGUUGCUAUGAGCGAAUACGAUCAAGUGUUACAUGAAGAUGAGACAACAAAUCGUAUGCAAGAAUCAUUAAAAUUAUUCGAUUCAAUCUGUAAUAAUAAAUGGUUCACUGAUACAAGUAUUAUUUUAUUUUUAAAUAAAAAAGAUCUAUUCGAAGAGAAGAUCAAACGUUCCCCAUUGACUAUUUGUUUCCCAGAAUAUCCAGGUAAACAAACGUAUGAAGAAGCGGCUAUUUAUAUUCAAGCGUCAUUCGAAGCAAAAAACCGAUCACCUAACAAAGAAAUCUAUUGUCAUCAAACAUGUGCAACUGAUACAAAUAAUAUUCAGUUUGUGUUCGAUGCUGUUACCGAUGUGAUUAUAGCAAAUAAUCUUAAAGGAUGUGGUUUGUAUUAAUUGACUGAUUGUUUUAUUUAUUUGUUUGUCUGUUUAUUUUCUUUGUUCUAUGUUUCCUUUCUUUGUUUGAUAUUUGUCUAUUAUUAUUGGUCGUGUUAAUUUAUGUAUGGUUUCUUUUUGGUGCAGUUAUUCAUCAUUCAGUUGAGUACAUAUCUUUCUUUUUCUCUCUCGAUUACUGCUUAAGAAUCAUGUUGUACACUUGCAUAGAACCUGUGAGCGAGUGUAAGAUGCACGUCUACAAUGCAGAAAGUAUUUUCACAAAUAACACAUUAUAUAAUAAUACUAAUAAUCGUACAAUUAUAAUUCACAUUCGUUUCUUAUUUGUUGUGAAAUACCUUUUUAUCUUAUCUUUUCUUUGUGUUCCCUUUUUGUUUUGUUCUCCCGUUUGUAAUCUACAAAAGAAUAGUUGUAUAAUCGAAUGCUUUUACAUUUCUCUUCUCUCAAUGUUAAUACUUACCUUGAGACACACAGAUACACUUGCUUAACAAUUUCAUAAAUAACUAGAAUACACAUUUUUUAAAUAACACAUACGAGUGAUGUAAGUGGAUUUUAUCUGUUCAAUGCCUAAAAUUAAAUAUAUCAAAUGUUGAAACAGGCAAAGCAAUUCAUUAGUAAUAAUAAUGAUGAUAGUUCCAUUCGACUAUGUCUCUGUCUCUCUUUCUCUCUCAAACAUUUUUGUAUGUAAAAUCUUUUUUAAAUUAUAGUACUCUAAUCGGAAACAAUGAUAGAAGUAGCGGAUAGUUCAAAUGAUGAUCAAUAUUUCGUAUCAUGUUGUUGUUGUUGUUGUUAUGGAACGAGAAUAGAUAAGUAACUAAAUAAACUAUGUGCUGCCAUGUUUUGUUGCUUCUACUAAAUUUAUGAAAUGAUUAUUAUUUAAUGCUUUCCUUUUGUAUGUAUGUAUGUAUUUAUGUAUGCUUGUGUUUUUCUACUCACUAUUUUUAACGCUUUGUGCUUUGACACAAAUAAUGUAUUUUGAAAUAAAAUAUAUUUACAACAAUACUAAAGUUUGAUAAGGUGGAAUAAACUAUUAUCUACAUUGUUUCAUUGUUAUGUAAUUGAAUUCACUGAAGAGUGGAGGGGAAUACGGUAAACAUUUGUACUCAUUCUUAUUUGCAUAACUUCAUUUUGUCACUAUUCAAAUACUAUGAUCAUAUCUUUUGAGUUCAUCCGUUUGAAUAAACAGAGAAAAAAAAACUACUCUCUAGUGUUGGAUUUUCCAAUAAAAAUUCAAGAAAAAAAAUGACAUUUCUCCAUAUGUGAAUUAGGGAAAUAAAUCAAUUUUUUUCUAUUCACUAUAUUGUUUUCCAUUCUGUCUUCUAAUAUCCUGUUUUUUUUCUCUCGAUAGUAUGUAUUUUUGUGCCACACGGUUUUGUGUGUGUGUGUCUCUCUUUCUCUCUCUAGCGUUAAUCUCUGAUUGCAUAAUCUCAUUUUGUGUUUCUUUUCCAAGUAAACUAUGGUCACCUUGUAUUUUCUCUUUCAUGUCUUGCCGAUUUUAAUUCCUCAAUCUGUUAUCUAUUAUUAUUACUAUACUACUGUCCACCAUGACAAGGCAACAUACAUUCUCAAUUCAUAAAUGUGCUUUUCUCUGCUCCAUAUACAACUUAUUACUAUAUCGACAUGUGCAGAUAUGAAUGUAUUGAUACGCAGUAUAUAGAUAUAUAUGCACACAUGCAGUAAACAUUUGAAUUUUACGCCUAACGCUUACAUUCAUGGUUGCAUGUGCGCCAAUGACUAAAUCUAUUGUAUUCAAUUGUAGUCUUGUCUUAUAAAUAUAAACGUUUGGUACUUAACUAUGUAUUUCAUUUUUCUUCAGUUCUAUUUUAAUUCUUCUUAUCUUAAUUCUUGAAGGUGUAUGUGUAUGUAAAUGCAAACUCAUAAACAGGCCUGUUGGUCAAAAUCGCAUAAACAUAUGUUAUACACUGCUUCAUUUCAUUGUUUUUUUUUCGACGAAUAUUAUUACUGCUCUCUGUUAUUGCUGCUUUAAUUCAAAUGUAUCAUGUCUCUUGCAGUCGCGUCUUUAGUUUGUGCGAUAUAUUUUCCUCUAAAACAUGUGUUUCGACACAGCUUUUCUCACACUUUAACUUAUGUGCAUCAAUGGAUCCUCAUAUAAAAUAACUUCGUUCUCUGUGUGUACGUGUGAAGAAUGAGCUAUUUGACGACGGAUGCUUUCUUUACAGAAAGCAAUGGUUUUACUAACUGAAUAGUUCUGCUUCAUUUUUGUUAAAUGUCUUCUAAUGCGUUUAAUAUUUUCUGGCUAUUAUGUAUUACUUUUUUUUCUAUCUCAUACUCUAUUUCAUUUCGCGUAUUACUUGUGGUGUUCACAUUUUCUGACUUGCGCCCACCUCCCUCUCUUCGCUCAUUCUUUUGGUCUACAAUUCCCUCUUGUCAAAAUUCUGUUUUGUUUGACUAAACAAUAUAUAAUUAUGUAUAUUGUUUGCCUUUGAGAUAAGACAGCGAUAACAGAUAGUAACUACUACUAGUGAUAAUAACAAUAAUAACAGUAUCGAAUACAGUAAUUUGUUUUUUGUUCCCGAAUAUCUGUUGACUGUUAAGUUGUAUAUUAGGAAUGUACACAUGUAUGUGCAUUUAAUUCUCUUAUUGGUGACUUGAGGUUUUGUUGAUUUAGCUAGCUGUAGUCGGGAUCGGUCAUAUUUGUUCGAGACACUAAAUGAUUAUGUAUUCCAUCUGUCACUUGUAUUUAUUGUUAGAGAUGAGUAUGAUACCUCACGGACAUCAUUUAUUGGGAUGCUUUUUAAACUGUCAGCUUUAUAUUUAAAUACCUAGACAUUGGUACAAGAAGACACCGAAUACAUAUGCGCCACACAAUCCAUACGAUAUGUGUGAGGGCUGAAAUACUACCUGGGAGCCCGAACUGAAACAGCUUCUUUUCUCAGGCCACUCCCCGAACCUUUGACCUAUCGACCUAAUCCACAAGGCAGUGGAGCAAAGUUAGGAGAUGCAGUCCCGUGAUAGUGGGUGACCAACAAAAGGUUCAUACGCCAUUUGUUCCCUGGGGCCCAUGUGCACCAUUGGUUUGGGACAAGGGCCUUCCAACUCCCCUAUGUUGACCCUUCGUGUCCACCAACCCGGUUAAAGCGCCAGACAUCCGCUUAGAAUUGUUUAAUAAAUUGUGGCUUGAAGGUUAUCUCUAUCGACAUAGUAUGAGAUAUCACUUCUUUGGUAGAUAGACUUAAUUCCUGCUACGAACCAGUGACAUUUGGACACUUAGUGAGAUAAGAGUUUAGCUUACUGAGAAGAUUGCAGAAUGAGAACUUACAUCCAAACCAAUAUAAUAGUUCGGCUAGAUUCAACCUAACUUUUGAGGUGAGUCAUUCAGAACUCAACAAUAAAGAUUGUAACUCUCACUUCAUAUCUGUUGAUCUCAUAUGAUUUGAUUUAGUCUUAUUUGCUAUCUAAAAUACAGCCUACUUACCAGUAGAAAACCAAGGAGGUCUCGAUUUUAAUAUCCGAUGAAAAAUACACACAACAGUAAUGAUAAGAUUCUGACAUUAAAAAUGGAGUCCAUUCAUCCAUAAUGUGGUGUGGCAACUCGAACUGAUGUACGUACGUACGAAGUUCUACGUUGUUACUGACUGACUCAUACUACCAAGGAAGCUCGUUACUGAUAGUUGGUUCAAGAUCGGAUCACUCAUCCUCGUACUGGAGGUUUCCCUCUAGCUAAUUCGUUUACCGGUAACAGGUCGUUAUUUAAGACAAUAAUUUCACGUAUUAGUUGGGUUUUAAAAUACUUUCCCAAUGUAAACGAUCAUUAAUUUAUGAAGUAUUCCAUGUAUUUCGUCAUAGGCUGCACUUCCUUGACCCUUCCAAAGUUAAGAUUAACGUUUGCAAAUCUCUUGACGAAAAUGUUGCAUCCCAAGCGCUGAGUGGUUAGUAUUUUAAUACUUCGUGAUAUACUCCGAAAAUUUAGUUCAUCAUAAUCAUGCAUAAGGUACUUUAGAUUCUUAAUUGACCUACUAGUCUGUGCCGUGGGAUGAAGCUUAAGGUAACACAGACAACAAAAACAACUUUUUUUACAUUUUUAUCUUAUUAGCAAUAACUGCAAUCAUUUCUGACGAUGGGGUACUUGGCUCUUACCAUUAGCAAUAAAAUACUGAGCGGCUUUUGGAUGCAAGGUUUUUGAAAAAUCUGACGAUGACUGCUUUUUUACAUGACUUGAGUCAGAACUAAUUAAGAAGCUGGGUGUUACCACUGGUUGUGAGCGAUUGUGUGGUAUCACUGUCGACCGAACAGUCACCUGACAGCCUCAGCUCGUAUGGGUUGCGGUCCACAAAUACAGAGCACAAUAUGGUAUGGUGUAUACGUAUGGAGACUGAUAAGCAUCAAGAUGCCCGAUCGAAGCUGCUACCUUGACGCGGUGGUCGGGCUUGCCUAUCGUGAUGACCCAACCGAGCUAUAUUGGCUGGAACAUAUGUUCCUGUAGGUUCUACCAUGCCAGGCAGGUCGAUUGGUGAACGGUAAGACUAAAAGCAGCAACUCAAGGUCUGAGGGCGAAGUCGUACUGCUGACUGUAGAGGGGUGUGACAGCAGUAAGGUGUUUCCUUCGGACAACCGGCAUGACAGCGAUGCUGCCUUCCCACAAGGAGGGGUGGGGUUAGGAAAGGUCGACCCUAAAAAUGUCACACCUCACGGAUUUCCAUCUCCGGCGGUAAGGCCCUUUGAAGAACGGAGCUAACACGUCAAAAACCUUCCACAAAAAAGCCGUGCGCGACCGGCCUCAAGCAGUUGUCCCUUGGGCUCUGCGGUCACGCUUCCAGGUCGUCAAGACCAACACUAAUCCAAUUUCCUUUUCAGGUUCCUCAAGAAAUACCCUUCCACGGUGUGGGCAGCCGGGAAGUGACAUCAGCCCUCAUACCCGUAACAGCACGAGACCAAGGUGGUCACAUUCAAAUCCUUCCUACACCUCCUAAUACCUCUCUUAUCUCCAUGACUAACCCUUCUCACGUCUCUUUAUCAUCUCGCACCGCUAGAGCAAACGAUUCGACUGACUGAAGCAUCAAGAUGCCCAGUGAUAGUCAGAACUGUUCUCAUUAAGAUUAGGUUGACAAAUACUUGGAGUUUGCCUGGAGAUGUGGCUUCUGCAGCUUAGUGACUUACAUCGAUGGUUUCAGACUUAUAAGCGCCGCACAACACUCCAAAGCGCUAUCACACCUACUCCCUUACCGCUGCACAGAUGGUCUGGUCCCAUUUGCUUCAUUGCUUCCAUGAGCCUGAUGUAUAUAAAUGUAUCACACUACUUAAUCUAUUUUCUCCUUGAUACCAUAUAUGGAAUCCUAGCAUAUUAAUGAGCUUAUGGGAUUGAGUGAUUUAACCCCGCUUACUACCUAACAAGAUUUUGAUGUCUGUGAAAUUGCGUGCGUGACAUGGUGAUGUACAUACCGUUUUCUCCAUACUCGUACUUUUAUAUCUAAGUCAUCUUGCUGCAUUGUUUCCGGUUUAAAACAAUGUUAUUAUUACGGAGCUUGUCAUUGGCUAAUAAAACACCUGGAACCCUAUAUUUACUGAUGUCUUUAUAAAAGACAUAAUUACUAACGUGGAUACGCUACGGCAAACUACUUGCCAUUCUAUAUAAUCUACUUAAAACAGCUAUAAAGGAAACCUUAAAUUUUAUUCCUCUGGAAGUUUGACGAACGAGACACUAUGUCCGAGGGGCGAAAGUUGACAAAUCAGACAUCUUUCGCUGGAAUUCAGAAACUAUGGUCGAGUAAUUGUUUAAUCUGAUGACACAAAAGCUCAAGGAUUAAGACAUCAGAUGGAUUAAACAAUGUAUCAAGCUGUAAGCUCUAAGGAAUAGUCAUGGUAAUUGAUUCUUCAAAAUUUAAUGGAGGUCUAACCUCGUUACUUUUGUAAACAUCGAUUCAGGUAAUCGAAACUAACAACGACACUACUAUGACAAUUAGGAAAGAUCGUAACCAGACACUCUUAAUGUGUAAUAUUUGCAAUGAGGUCGAUAACCGUAAAAAUAUUCAGAUGACAAGGCACCAAUUACUUAUUGAUAUAGUACUCACCGCAACACUCCCGUCCAGCAACAAAUUAGAUCGACCUAUAAACAGGAAGUGGAACGGACCACCUAAUUUAUGAUUAUGAGGAUUAUAGUGACUGAACGUCUAGGUGUCAGAGAAAAAGAAUAAAACGUGACUUAUCACCUAUGAAAAAUCUAAGAUGGAACACGUACUAGUUACAAAUAUCUUAAACUAGAUAUUAACUAUUAAUCACUAGUACCGCCUUCUGUGUGACCAAAAAUGGGAAAAUUUGAAAUCCACCGCAGCCACAGCUGUUGUGAUCUGAUCUAUAUGAUUAGUAUUGACAGCCCCAGUAACAAAGGAAAGGUAAAUCACUUGAGGUCGAUGGCCGUGGUUGCAGCAUUUUCCAUAAUUCAGUAAAAAUCUGCCCUCCAAAUAACACGACCUACACCAUAAUGAUGUGGAAGCUACUGAGUACCACUUUGAUUCUCACUGUUUCCAGAAAACCGUCGACAGAGAACUCGGGUUGGUAAUUAAAACAUCUGGGGCUUGUAGGUUAAUUCUUAAAAUAUAAAAAAUGUGAUUUACUUCGUGGAGGACGAGAAAUCUAUCAUAGGCUAAGGGAAACGGCAUUUCUUUGCCACGAAAGUCAGGGGGGUUUGUGUUGGAUACUUAGGGCACUAGUGACCAAAGGCUUGGAUGUGACGUGAUAAUCACGGGACAGGUACCCAUAAUGGAAAGUUUAACGAACUCAAUAAAAAUGCCCGCACUGGACUCCUUGGAUAACGGUAUUUACAAAGGCUUGGAGGUACUGUUGAGACAAUCAUGACUAUGAUGCAUACAGUACCAUACUGUCUGACUGACUUGGUGUAAUCACUAGUCAAUAUGCAGGAUUAGGAAAUAAAACCACUACGAAUCCCAUGACGAGGUCUUACUUCAACUAGCACCGUUUUGCUUAAAUUUGAUCACAGGUUCAUACGUAAACUUUUAUUGCUUGAAGUUGUAAUCUACUCAUAGUAGGAUCCGUAGAGGCCUUUGGUUGCUUGCUAGCGACCCUAGCUAAUCAGUCAGUCUAAUAAUAUGACACUGUACAUAUUAAGGUGAGGGCCAUAAAUUUAAAUACACAUACUACCAUAUAGCACAAGAAUAGAAACAAGUGAGGCUGUGUUAAGUACAAUACGUACGUUAUAUCCUGACGGUACAACACAAGGACAGUACUACAACGGAACAUUACUGUGACGUCAAACUUAAGGAAAUGAGAUUAAUAACAAUAACAAUUAAUCCAUGAUAACUUGUAUUAUUAGUCAAACUUCUUGAAGCCAAUUACAGAAGCAUACUGUCUAAAGCAUUGUCUGCACAUAUGUAGACCGUAUUUCCGGAUCAAACCAUGUCGAUUGGAACAAACACGACAGCAUCUACUGCCUUGACCAUAAUUCUUCGGACGUGAGUGCCAAAUGUUUUCGUGACCCAUGUCUAUACAGCAAUCCAGCUACUUACAGUGAAGACUAGCGCCUCCAGGUGAUUUUAAAC